AUGUCUCCCAUCUAUCGCAUUCCGCCGGAACUCCUCAUAGACAUCUUCAUCUCGUGUUCUGAUGCCCCUUCUGACGACCUCGCACCGGUCGUCCUCGGCCAAGUAUGUCGUUACUGGAGGGACGUAACUUACCUCUCUCCCCGCAUCUGGCAGCGCAUAUAUCUCUACGAGAACCACCCAAUUGCGCUCUCGCACGACCAGGCACGAUGGUGGAUAUACAAGUCGGACCCGCUUCCCUUCGACAUCCGCGUCGAGGCACAGACGAUCGACAUGAUCCUGCCAUUGUUGUCCCCGGUCCUCUCGCAGAUGCAGCGCUUGCGGAGGUGCGCCAUCGCCGGAACACACGAGGAAGAGUUUGACUUCUCGAAGUACGACUUCGACCGCUCCCGAGACUGCCUCGUCGACGAGCUCACUAUCCACGUCAAGGGUAUCGCCGCCGUGGAUACCCUCGGCCUGAACGCAGACUCCGAUUCCACCGACGGCCGGCCUACCAACAUCUUCCGCGUGCACGGCCCCCCCGAUGAGCCACCGGAGCUUUCUAUGCACCUCUCCGUGCCCACAAUCCCGCUUGCGCGAUUCAUGAAGCCCAUCCCUAUCACCUCGCUAUGCAUCACCGAGAUCUCGCUGGAGGUCAUCACCGACGUCGUACGCAUGCUCGACUUCCUUCGGUGCAUGCCACUUCUCGAGACGCUUCACUUCUCGGGGUGGCCACAGGAGGCAGAGCCGAUACUCCCGGGACUCCUCCAUGCUGUGCGACUCCCAAACCUCCGGAUCCUGCUGCUUCGGAGCACCUGCUCCGUCCGCGCCCUCCUCUCGCACAUCGACGCGCCUGCGCUCGAGGAGCUCUACCUCGAGCACACGAACGUCGACUUCGAGCUCCGCACGGACCCGUACAUCACGCAGCAGGCGACGCCCGAGGAGGGCGAGAGCGACGACGAGGCACACGACUUCUCCCAGUCGCCCUACAGCGACCACGCGACGGGCAUGGGCCUGCGCGCGCUGCUCCGCCGGAGCCGCCCGCCGCUGCAGGUGCUGCACAUGGACUACGCGGACAUGCGCACGAAGGACUUCCGUUGGUGCUUCGACCGCCUCGACCGCCUGCGCGAGUUCCGCAUCGUCGGCUCGGACAUGUCCGACCGCGUCGUCGGCAUGCUCGCGCCCUUCCGCCGCCGGUGGCUCGCGUUUGGGCUUGCGAACCUCAAGGAGGCGGACGACCCGCGCGGCUCGUGGGCGGUGCGCCUGCCGAGCCUCACGAAACUCACGAUCUGGCACUGCCAGCGGGUCUCUGGGGAUGCGCUUGUGCAAGCGCUGCAGGAGCGUGUCAGAUUAACGGAUUGGGCGGCGGAGGAGGGGCGCGGGGAGACGAUGGAGAGCGUGGCUAUUGUAGGGUGCUCCGAGUUCCUCCAGCAGCACGGACAACAGCUCGAGGGCACUUUGGGCGAACGGCUACGAGCCGUUUGA
This is a messenger RNA of Trametes versicolor FP-101664 SS1, 1461 nucleotides long. RefSeq lists its product as uncharacterized. The coding region runs from base 1 to 1461 and encodes 486 amino acids. NCBI's taxonomy places the organism in Eukaryota, Fungi, Basidiomycota, Agaricomycetes, Polyporales, Polyporaceae. The record is from RefSeq and is a predicted model, not a curated record. Gene Ontology annotation, molecular function: protein binding. The transcript has a single exon.